UAAAGGCUGCGCGCGGCGCGUGGGGGUGCGCGAGCGGCGCGGGCGGAGGGCGCGGGGCCCGGCGGGCGCUCUCCUCCCCCCCCCCGCCAUGGUGGCCACCGAGGGGCUGCGCGAGAUGGAGGGCAGCGCGCUGCGGCGGCUCGUGGGCCGCGACGAGGCCGGGGCCGGCGGCGCCGCGCGGUGCCUGGUGCUGGACUGCCGCCCCUUCCUGGCGCACAGCGCCGGGCACAUCCGCGGGGCGCUCAACGUGCGCUGCAACACGAUCGUGCGGCGGCGGGCCAAGGGCGCCGUGAGCCUGGAGCAGAUCCUGCCGGCCGAGGGCGAGGUGCGAGCGCGGCUGCGGGCCGGGCUCUACGCCGCCGUUGUGGUGUACGACGAGCGCAGCCCGCGCGCAGAGGCCCUGCGCGAGGACAGCACCGUGGCGCUCGUGGUGCGCGCGCUCCGUCGCGACACGGCGCGCGCCGACAUCCGUCUCCUGGCAGGGGGCUAUGAGCGCUUCUCCUCGGAGUACCCUGAAUUCUGUGCAAAAACCAAGUCCCUGAGCAAUGUGUCACCCCCUACCAGUGCUGAGCCCCUGGAUUUGGGCUGCAGUUCCUGUGGGACCCCCUUUCAUGACCAGGGUGGGCCUGUGGAAAUCCUUCCCUUCCUCUACCUUGGCAGCGCCUACCACGCAGCCCGGCGGGACAUGCUUGAUGCACUGGGCAUCACAGCCCUGCUGAACGUCUCCUCAGACUGCCCCAACCACUUUGAGGGGCACUACCAGUACAAGUGUAUCCCUGUGGAGGAUAACCACAAAGCUGACAUCAGCUCCUGGUUCAUGGAGGCAAUUGAGUACAUUGACUCAGUGAAGGAGUGCUGUGGCCGAGUCCUGGUGCACUGCCAGGCUGGCAUCUCCCGCUCAGCCACCAUCUGCUUGGCGUACCUGAUGAUGAAGAAGCGUGUCAAGCUAGAGGAGGCCUUUGAGUUUGUCAAGCAACGCCGGAGCAUCAUCUCCCCCAACUUCAGCUUCAUGGGGCAGCUGCUGCAGUUUGAGUCACAGGUGUUGGCCACUUCAUACACAGUAGAGGCUGUCAGCCCCUCGGGGACACUGCGGGAGCGGGGCAAGGCCAGUACCACCCCCACCUCACAGUUUGUCUUCAGCUUCCCAGUGUCUGUCAGUGUUCAUACCACCCCCAGCAACCUCCCCUAUCUGCACAGCCCCAUCACCACAUCGCCCAGCUGUUAGCUCAGGGCCAAGGCCAGCUGGGCAGGUAGUGCCAGGUGUGCAGGGAGUGUGUGGAGCUCUGUGAUGUUAAGCAAUACUGCUGGACACUGCCAUUCACCAUGGACUCAACAUCUUUUUUGUAGAGAAAUUUCUUACCUCAUCUUGGUUUGUUUACUUUUUAUUGUUAUGUUUUGAAAGCACGAAGUUGUAAAAGCCACAAACCUUGACAUUGUCCAGGCUCUUUGGGGGAGGAAAAAAAAUAGUAUACUGGGUUUCCUCAAGUGCCUGGUCUUCAUGUGUUUCCAUCCCUACUUUACUGUCUUGUAUUUUUACACCUCCCCUUCUCCCCAUGUUUCUGCCCCCAGCUCAUCUAGGUUGACAAGGGAGCAUGUUGUUUUUACUGUGCAGCAGCCUUCCCCCUUGCAGAGAGGACUCUGUGUGUGUGGUGGGUGCUGCUUACCUGAGUCAGUACACUUCAGCAGAGCUGCAUGCAGGGCCUUGGGCUGAGCAGGAGUGGUGCCACAGGGCUGCCUGCACUCAACCUCAGCCCUGCCAGUGUACCAGCAAAGUCACCAGCUGAGCCUAUUCCAGUGGGGGAGAACAAUCUCUGUGGUUGGGAAGUGGUUUGGAGGGAGAGAUGUAGUCUGAAAUGCCUCUUUUCUUGCCUCAGUGGAUCACUGGUUUUUACAAAACUUCGGUCCAAUCUCCUGUGGCUUUAAGAUGAGAAAGAAGGGGUUGGGGCAGCAGUCUGGGCUGCUUUUGAUUACUCUUGUUCAGUUUGCUCUCCAAUGGUGGCCUGCUGCUCUUCUUCCAAAAGAAGCAGAAUGGGACAUGGGUGGGCUAUAAUUGAAAAGAGAAGCUGCAGGGUGGAGGACAGGCUAGCCCAGAGGUGUCACUCAUCCAAUAUUUUCAAGCUUCUCCCACCUCAUGACCAGCCCUUUUCCUGUGCUGAGUCCUGUUCACCUGUGUAACAUUUCUGUAGCUUUUGGUCCAAGCCUUGAAAAUGCCUCAUCUUCAACCCACCUGGAGCCUUAUUUCUCACCCUACCUCUGUCCUUCCCUCCAGUCCAGUCCAACACACAAGAUGCCUGUGUGGCUGAUGUACAUAUGUAUGGGGGGUUUUUUUGUUUGUUGGUUUUGUUGGUUUUUUGUUUUAUUUUGUUGUUUUUGGUUUUUUUUUUUCUUAGAAAUUAACUUUUUAUUUAUUGCUUGAGGGAGGGAGAAAACAUUGUUUGGAGAAAAUAAAAAUAAAACUGUUUUCAACAGUU
Molecule: messenger RNA, 2471 nt
Organism: Oenanthe melanoleuca
Lineage: Eukaryota; Metazoa; Chordata; Aves; Passeriformes; Muscicapidae
Gene: DUSP4
Product: dual specificity phosphatase 4
Exons: 4
Coding region: 89-1225 (378 amino acids)
Biological process (GO): protein dephosphorylation; endoderm formation; negative regulation of MAPK cascade
Cellular component (GO): nucleus; cytoplasm
Molecular function (GO): protein tyrosine/threonine phosphatase activity; MAP kinase tyrosine/serine/threonine phosphatase activity
Source: RefSeq, a predicted model, not a curated record